CAUUAAAUAAACCAAGUUAACCAUCCACAAAACUGUGCUGUGUUGGACUGGGACCUGUGCAAACAUCGAAGGCCAGGAUAUCUGAAUCCAGAGGGCAUUAUUUAUUUUUUUCCACUGCAAUCAGCAGAACGGGCCAGGUUAAUUAUUCACCAGUAUCGUUAUCAUAUUUACCGCUUUUGCCUGGGUCAGUUUAGUCAAACAGGACAAUGAACCCUACCCCGCGCCUGAACCAUUUUCAACAAAUGAGGCUAUGACUCUCAUUGAGAAUUAGUUAAUAAUCGACGGCUUUUUGUCUGCAGCGAGGACAUUUGGUCGUCAUAGAAUAUUACGGCACAAAAACAGGCCCUUCGGCUCAUCUAGUCCGUGCUAAACUAUUAACCUGCCUAGUUCCACCGACGUGCACCGGACUGUAUCCAUUCCAUACGAGAUAGGAGCAGAAUUAGACCAUUCGGCCAAUCGAGUCUGCUCUGCCAUUCCAUCAUGGCUGAUUUACUAUCCCUCUCAACCCCAUUCUCCUGCCCUCUCUCUGAAACCUUUGACACCCUGACUAAUCAAGAACCUAGCAAUCCCCGUUUUAACUAUACUCAACGAUUUGGCACCCACAACUGUCACUGGCGAUAAAGUUCCACAGGUUCGCCACCCUUCGGCUGGAGAUAUUCCUCCUCAUCUCCGCUCUAAAUGGACGUCCCUCUGUUCUGAGAAUGUGCCCUUUGGUGCUAGACUUCUCACUAGACGAAGCAUCUUCUCCACAUCCGCUUUAUCUCGGCCUAUCCAUAUUUUGCCGCUGCAGUUCUCCCGCGCUCGGGUUGGUACCAGACUCCGAGCCAUCAAACGCUCCUGCUUUGUUAACGUGCCUUUGUUAGUCGAGGCACCGAGUUCGAGAGUGGGAAAGUCAAACUGCAGCUUUAUAAAACUCUGUUUAGGCCAAUGUACAUUCAGUUCCGUACAUCCCAUUACACUGGAUACCGAGGCUUUGGAGAGGAUGCCGAAGAGGCUUACCAGGAUGCUGCCCGGAUUCGAGGGUAUGAGCUGUAAGCCUUUGACCGACUGAGGGUGGUAAAGAUGAGGUCUGGAAAGAAGCGCACAGCCCUGAGUGACUGGUCUUUCAACCUCAGCAAGCUCCCCGGGUUGGACCCCCAGCAACAGCGAAUCCAGCAGCAACGCAGGGCCGAGCUGGAACGGGCGUGCGCGGCUCACGGCCGCCCUUCCAGCCCGCUCUCGGCCGCCGACCUCCGCCACCUGAUCGUGGACAACCGCCAUCGCCUGCUCUACUGCUACGUGCCCAAGGUGGCGAGCACCAACUGGAAGCGGGUGUUGCAGGUGCUGGCCGGCCAGGCGGCCAAGCCGCUGGACAUCCCGGCCGCCCAGGCACACUCCCCGGGCCGCCUGCCCACGCUGGACACCUACCCGCCGGCCGGCAUCAACCAGCGCCUCCGCCACUACCUCAAGUUCCUCUUCGUGCGCGAGCCCUUCGAGCGGCUCGUGUCCGCCUACCGCAACAAGUUUGCGCAAGCCCGCGCCCACGCCUUCCACCGGCGGUACGGCACGCGCAUCGUGCGGCGGCACCGGCAACGGCCCAGCGCGCGUGCACGCUGGAGCGGCGCCGACGUCACCUUCGCCGAGUUCGCCUGGUACCUGGCGGACCCGCGCACACGCGUGCGCGACGGGCCCUUCAACGAGCACUGGGAGACUGUGUACGCGCUCUGCCACCCGUGCCACCUCCGCUACGACGUGCUGGGCCGCCACGAGACGCUCGCAGCCGACGCGCGCUACCUGCUGGCGUUGGCCGGGCACGAGCACCCCGUCGCCUUCCCGGCGCCUGCAACCGGGUCCAACGGGCCGACCACCCUUGGCAUGACCGCUGCCUACUUCCGCAACCUCUCCGCCUUCUACCGCCGGAAGCUCUACCGCAUCUACCGACUGGACUACGAGCUGUUUAACUACAGCGUGCCCGCCUACCUGGACAGCGACUGAGGGCGCGCUCCUGUGGCGGGGUGGGUGGCGCGCGUUUCCGAGGGGAGAUUGGAGGAUGGUGCGUAGCGGUGUGCCUCAGGGAUCUGUACUGGGUCCAAUGUUGUUUGUCAUUUAUAUUAAUGAUCUGGAUGAUGGGGUGGUAAAUUGGAUGAGUAAGUAUGCAGAUAGGUGGCGUUGUGGAUGAGGAGGAAGGUUUUCAAAGCUUGCAGAGAGAUUUAGGCCAGUUAGAAGAGUGGGCUGAAAGAUGGCAGAUGGAGUUUACUGCUGAAAAAUGUGAGGUGCUACAUUUUGGUAGGACUAAUCAAAAUAGGACAUGCAUGGUAAAUGGUAGGGCAUUGAAGAAUGCAGUAGAACAGAGGGAUCUAGGAAUAAUGGUGCAUAGUUCCCUGAAGGUGGAAUCUCAUGUGGAUAGGGUGGUGAAGAAAGCUUUUGGUAUGCUGGCCUUUAUAAAUCAGAGCAUUGAGUAUAGGAGUUGGGAUGUAAUGUUGAAAUUGUAGAGGGCCAAAUUUGGAGUAUUAUGUACAGUUCUGGUCACCGAAUUAUAGGAAAGAUGUCAAUAAAAUUGAGAGGGUACAGCGGAGGUUUACUAAAAUGUUACUUGGGUUUCAUCUCUUAAGUUACAGAGAAAGGUUGAACAAGUUGGGUCUUUAUUCUUUGGAGCGUAGAAGGUUGAGGGGGGACUUGAUAGAGGUGUUUGAAAAUAUGAGAGGGAUUGAUAGAGUUGACGUGGAUAGGCUUUUUCUGUUGAGAGUGGGGAAGAUUCAAACAAGAGGACAUGGGUUGAGAAUUAGAGGACAAAAGUUUAGGGGUAACAUGAGGGGGAACUUCUUUACUCAGAGAGUGGUAGCUGUGUGGAACGAGCUUCCAGCAGAAGUGGUUGAGGCAGGUUCGAUAUUAUCGUUUAAAGUUAAAUUGGACAGAUAUAUGGACAGGAAAGGAAUGGAGGGUUAUGGGCUGAGUGCAGGUCGGUGGGACUAGGUGAGAGUAAGAGUUCGGCACGGACUAGGAGGGCCGAGAUGGCCUGUUUCCGUGCUGUAAUUGUUAUGUGGUUAUAUGAGUGUGGGGUUUGGAGGGAAGGACAGCGCGGACGCGGUGACUUGCUGGAGCGUUCCGUUAUGUCACGGGGGGGGGGGCGGUGGUGCAGAGUGUUCCUCGCCUCCCCCUCCCCCGACUGUGGUCUGCGCGGGGACGGUGGAUUGUUGACGCUCGCGCACCGGUCCCCACCCCCACAGCACCCCGGGGCGGUAGGUCUUCCGCGCGUCAGGGUGCUCUGUUUGCCGGGUGCGUGUGGGGCUGCACUCUUCCACGGAGCGUGGAAAAACCGGGAGUGGUGACGAAAAGUGGGUGCAGACAAAGUGGAGGAGUGAAUGGAGGCCGAGAGAGAGGGAUGGGGAAAGGGUGAAGGUCGGAGAUG
This is a messenger RNA of Mobula hypostoma (lesser devil ray), 3388 nucleotides long. Its product is annotated as carbohydrate sulfotransferase 13-like. Gene Ontology annotation, cellular component: membrane. The transcript is spliced from 3 exons. Bases 1063 to 1974 code for a protein of 303 amino acids. The record is from RefSeq and is a predicted model, not a curated record. Gene Ontology annotation, molecular function: sulfotransferase activity. NCBI's taxonomy places the organism in Eukaryota, Metazoa, Chordata, Chondrichthyes, Myliobatiformes, Myliobatidae. Gene Ontology annotation, biological process: carbohydrate biosynthetic process; proteoglycan biosynthetic process.